This is a messenger RNA of Eleginops maclovinus (Patagonian blennie), 5600 nucleotides long. It is a transcript of the gene mark1, whose product is annotated as MAP/microtubule affinity-regulating kinase 1. The coding region runs from base 351 to 2594 and encodes 747 amino acids. Gene Ontology annotation, cellular component: cytoplasm. The record is from RefSeq and is a predicted model, not a curated record. Gene Ontology annotation, biological process: intracellular signal transduction; microtubule cytoskeleton organization; protein phosphorylation. NCBI's taxonomy places the organism in Eukaryota, Metazoa, Chordata, Actinopteri, Perciformes, Eleginopidae. The transcript is spliced from 18 exons. Gene Ontology annotation, molecular function: protein serine/threonine kinase activity; ATP binding; tau-protein kinase activity.
UGUUUUUUUUUGUAGCUCCGCAGUGCUGCUGUGUGAGCCGACAAACCGCUGGAAGCUGCAGGAAGCUUUUAUACUUUUUACACUUCUCCAUUCUUCUUCUUCUUCCUCUUCUUGUUCUUCUUUCCUUCCCUUUAUCUCCGUCUUUUUGUCUCCAUGCGGGUCUUUCUCCUGCUCCGAAGCAAACAGCGGGCCUUCCUGUAGCCGCCGCCCCGGCCUCCCUCUCCCUCUGGCCGGCGGAGCCUCCCAGCUGAGCCCCGCUGAGGUGGCCUGGUUCCCGGGGAGAGAUGCUGUAGAGCAGCCGGCGGAGGAGAUGCUUCUACCGGACUGAAGAGGAGCAGAAAGCAGGAAAGAUGUCCAGUAGCAGGAUGCCUCUGACCCCGGUGAGCGAGAGAGAAACCGAGCAGAAAAAGACUUCAGACGGCCUCCCAGAGCCUCCAGCCCCUCCCACUAAAUCAGCGAGCCGCCACAGUCUGCCGCCAUGUCGCAGCGCCGUGACGUCCAACGCAGACGAUCAGCCGCACGUCGGCAACUACCGCCUGCUGAAGACCAUCGGCAAGGGCAACUUCGCCAAAGUCAAACUGGCCAAACAUUCACUGACCGGCCGAGAGGUCGCCAUCAAGAUCAUUGACAAAACUCAGCUGAACCCAACCAGCCUGCAGAAGCUCUUCAGGGAGGUCAGUGUGAUGAAGAUCCUCAACCAUCCAAACAUUGUGAAGCUGUUUGAGGUGAUUGAGACGGAGAAGACUCUGUACCUGGUGAUGGAGUACGCCAGCGGAGGUGAAGUUUUUGACUACCUCGUUGCUCACGGACGAAUGAAGGAGAAGGAGGCCAGAGCCAAGUUUCGGCAGAUUGUGUCAGCAGUGGAGUACUGUCACCAGAAGAGGAUUGUUCACAGAGACCUCAAGGCAGAGAACCUGCUGCUGGACGCCGACAUGAACAUUAAGAUCGCAGACUUCGGCUUCAGUAAUGAGUUCACUCUGGGCAGUAAGCUGGACACCUUCUGUGGGUCUCCUCCCUACGCUGCUCCUGAACUCUUCCAGGGGAAGAAGUACGACGGGCCGGAGGUGGACGUCUGGAGUCUGGGAGUGAUCCUCUACACGCUGGUCAGCGGCUCGCUGCCUUUCGACGGACAGAACCUGAAGGAGCUGAGGGAGCGUGUCCUCAAAGGGAAGUACCGGAUCCCCUUCUACAUGUCGACUGACUGUGAGAACCUGCUGAAGAAGUUGCUGGUGCUCAACCCGGGGAAACGAGGCAGCCUGCAGCAAAUCAUGAAGGACCGAUGGAUGAACGUCGGCUACGAUGAGAAGGAGCUGAAAACAUACAACGAACCAGAACAAGACUUCAACGACCUCAAACGCAUAGAGCUGAUGGGGACGAUGGGCUUCUCUCAGGAGGAAGUGAAGAAGGCGCUGGAAGGUCAGAAAUACAACGAGAUGACGGCGAUAUACCUGCUGCUGGGGAGGAAAAAUGCUGAGUCUGAAGGCAGUGAGACUCUGUCCAGCGGUAACCUGCUCCAGAGGUCACGGCCCAGCAGCGACCUCAACGGCUCCAGUCAGUCGCCCGCACACUCUCGCAACGCAUCGACCAAUCAGAAGCAGCGGCGCUUCAGCGACCACGUGGCGCCCUCUAUCCCCCCUCCUGUGUCCUACACUAAGCGUAGUCAUGCCAACAGUGUAGAGAGCGACAGGAAGGAAGGGGGGGCGUCGCCAACGGGGGCUCCAGACCGCCGGAGGUCAGCCACCGCCUCAGGGAACAUCACUCGGAGGAACACAUACGUUCAUGAGAGGACGAGCAGCGACCGCCACUCAGCUACUGUCACCAACGGGAAGGACAGCAGUCUACCUGAGGUUCCUGCCGCAUCCCCCUCCCCAUCACCGGGGAAAACCAUCUCCGCACGGCCCCGUCACGUCAAGUCCAUGUCAGCAUCCGGACAUCCCAUGAAGUCCUGCCUGCCCCCCAUCGACGACAACGUGGAGUAUCAGAGCACCCCCCAGCAGCCUCCCUCUUCGCCCUCAGCAUUCAGCAUCACCAGCAGCAGCAGCACCACUCCGGACCGGACCCGCUUCCCCCGCGGAUCCUCCAGCCGCUCCACCUUCCACGGCGCUCAGCUGCGAGACCGCCGAUCCGCCACCUACAACGGCCCCCCCGCCUCGCCCAGCCUCUCCACACACACCGCCGCCUCGCUGGCCUCUGCCCGCCGCGGCACCUCCACCUCCCUCAUCGGGAAGAUCACCUCCAAGUUUGUACGCAGGAGUUUAUCAGGUGAGCCUAAAGAGGAGGGGCGGGACUCCAAGCCUCGUGCGCUUCGCUUCACCUGGAGCAUGAAGACCACGUCCUCCAUGGAGCCGGGGGACAUGAUGAAGGAGAUCCGCAGGGUCCUGGACGCCAACAACUGUGACUACGAGCAGCGCGAGCGCUACUCCCUGUUCUGCGUGCACGGCGACGCCCGGCAGGACAGUCUGGUGCAGUGGGAGAUGGAGGUGUGCAAGCUGCCCCGCCUCUCGCUCAACGGCGUGCGCUUUAAGAGGAUCUCCGGCACGUCCAUCGCCUUCAAAAACAUCGCCUCCAAAGUGGCCAACGAGCUCAGGCUGUGAACAACUUCCAGUUAUCAAUCGAAGGAGAAAAAACCUCUCUGGUCCUCUUUCUUCACAGAAUGACGCCCCACCAAGUGACGGCGGCCAUGUUGCGUUCAGCACCUCUCUAACUGCUGUAUGACUCAGAGAAAACACACAUUAUUAUACUCUACACACUUACUAUUUAAUGUUAUCACUAAAUGUUUGCCAGUGAAACCAAAUAUAAAAGCUGACGGUGCUGAUUUUCAGCAGGUCGUAGUUCAUCCCUCAGUGGUGAGAUCCAGAGCAAACAGCGGGAGGAUGUUUCCAUCUGUCCUGUCCUGCUGCAGCGACACUCUGUCGGUUUAUCACUGUUUACAUGCACUUCAGAUUUUUACGAAACCUUGGAAACUGAUUUUUAAAGCAUUGUGUAGAGUGGAAACACGUCAUGCGGACUAAAGCUGAUUAAACAGGGAGAGUUUUGGUGGAGGAACCCGAAGAUUUCCACAUUUACUUUGCGAUUUGCAUGUCAAAGAGCCGGAAUAUUAAAGGAGCUGUACGCAGCAGUUUUUUUUAAAGAAAGACCAAACCGUUUUAAUCUGGAGUUUUAGAGGCGUAAUAUCAUUGCUGUGCAUGUAGACCAACUAUCAGCUUUUGCUUUUAUCUCUGGAGUGCAGGUAAACAGUGAAACAUGACCUCCGCUCUACCUGUGCAACUCUCCUGCUGCAAGAGAAGAACACUAACUGUGUGUAUGAAGCUACAGAGUCAGCUUUAUUGACCCCGUGUGUGAACUCUGUCAUUGCUCUCAAUACACACUAACAGUAAUAGACUUACAGCUAGAAAAAAAAGCUGAACAAGGUGAAAAUGUUACUGCUAUGUACAGAUAUAAAUACAUACUAAAAAGUGUCCAGCGUUUCUCGUCUUCCUUUAACAAUUGCUAACAGAGAUUUAAAAAAAAAAAAACUGUGACUCAGACACCGGGGCGUAUUUGAAACGCCCCAAAAUAUAAAUGAUAUACACUUCCAUUUAUUCAAUGUUCCCCAUCGUGUUGCAUGAUAGGUGAGAAUACGGUUUGAGCUGAUUGGGAAUUUGGUUGCAUGUCCAGAAAAGCACAAUGGGUGAUUCAUGAUCAUUAUUGAACCAGAAUGGUGCAAUCAGGCCUUUUGCAGUCUUCACAGAAAUUGAUUCAGCUGCAAAAAAGAAAUAAUGUCACUGUGAAACACAAACGUUUUGGUUCCUGUAUCGAAAGUUUUUUUUAAAUUGACAUGCAAUUUACUCACAGAUAUAUUUCAAACUUGAUCUGGAGAGUAGAAGUGAAUAUCUUACGGAGAAGAGAAGACACACCUGUGCAAAUCUUGAGUUUUUUUUACUUUGAAUUCAUGAAUGCACCGACAAACAACAAAGAAAAGGAGGAGAGUGGAGACCCUUGACACAGACCAUGCCCUAUAUCGCAAUGUUUACGAAAAUGAACAACACUUGUUGUAUCCACCUCGUUAUCCGGACCCGCUCCAAAUUUGAUCAGUCUUCUUUGCCAAUGUUUCACAUUUUGACCAAAUUUCAUGAAAAUGGGUCCAAUCGUUUUCAAACCACAACAGCUGUAGCGAAAACAUUACUUCCAAUUCGGAGUUGAUGACAAAAAACAGGAGAUUCUGGGGAUUUUAGGACCAACCGAACAUACACAUCCAUCUGUAAAAUCAGUAUGUUAGCUGUUUGUUGUAAAUUAACAGUUACACUUUUAAUUAAUUCAAACAAACCCUAACACUAGCUUGCUUACUUAGGAUGUUUAAUGAUGUUUCUCUCUACCAAAUGUUGAUGUCACCCUGUCUUUUUAAAAACAACAUUGUCCUGAAUUUAAAUCCAAUAACCAUCACCCGGUGUCCUGAUGAUUUUUUGCUGUGAAACAUGAUGUUGAGGUUUGCAGCAGAUAUCGGUUUGCACAGUUGAGUUGCACAGUUUUAAGUUGAGGUUGUGAAGAGCUGUAAACAACCAGGAAGUGACAACAUCCUCACUGUUGGUUGAAAGCCUGUGACCUCUGACCUCCCCUGCUGGCUCAUGCUAUUACUAUUGCAAUAAUACAGGAGCUCUUGGUAAAUGAUGUCAGUGGUUUAAACUCAAUCUGUAAUGCUUUAUUAAUCUUUUUUUUACACACAUUUACAGCUGACAGAUCCGAAUGUGUUUUUAUUAUUUUAUUAUAAAUGUUAUUAUUGCUGUGUACAACGAUACCUGUCCAGGUGAAUAUGUGCAGGUACAGUAUUGAUUGGUCUGUUUAACUUCCGUCCGCACGGUCUCCAUUCUGUGUUGGAAAUACAACUUUGUUAUUUUUUCCCAAAGCUUUUAGCAGUGAGAUAAAACUUCAGCAUCUAAACAGAAAUCACAACAUUUAGCAAACGCAUUUGCUCUGUUUUAGGAUCUGUCUGUGGUUUUUUAAUCAUCAACAAAUCUCAUUCUUUAAAAGACAUUUCUAGCAGAAAUUUAGUUUCUGAAAUUGUCCUUUAGGCUGAUUCCUGGUAGAUAUUUCUAAAUGUAUUCCACCACUAAAUGCCUUCUGAAUGUACUGCUUUGUAUUUCUGAUUGCAUCCGGUUGUACCAGAGGAAAUGGAGCAGUUUGUGGUUUUAAGUUGUUCUGUAUAUUUUGAGUAUUUCCCCACUAACCAACAGAGCCUCUUACGAGCUCUAUUGUCUUUACAGUGUUGAGGUCCUGAGGGUUCACCGUGCAAUGGUUCUCCAUCACUACUGAAACUGGAGAACACUUUGUACUGUAUGUUGUUGCACUUAAAACCAGGAAGGGAACAAACAAUGCAAACCUCACGUCCCUGUCUGACAGAGAUGAGAGAGGUGACAAGGUGUGAAUAUGACGCUGCCUUCACGUCACGUUGGGAAGGAAUGUAAAUCUGAGCCUCUUACUUGAAAAUAGCCUUCGCCUCUGCUUCCAGAUAGUAACUCUUACCAUGUGACCGGCAGUUUUGUCAGGCACUCAUUAACAGGAAAGUAGCAGAAGUCCAGUGUAGCCAUGAUAAUUUCAUUUUAAAUAAAACCACACAAAUAAAA